AUGAGCGAUAACGAAUCCAGUUCUGAACAUUUAGAAGUGAAUGGUGCCGAAGUUAUGCCACCAGACAUGCACACCAUUAAAGAGGAAGUAAUAAACAAAGUGUUUGCAGAUAUUAUUGAGAAGUAUAAAAAGAGUUGUGUUGCUUUGUCACUUGUUUUAGACAACAAGUUAUCACCAAUAAACAGUUGUGUGGGUGGAAUUCCAUACUUUCCCAAAAAUAUGAAAUACCCUCAAAAUGACGAAGGAGAAUUGAUGGUGUUAUUAGCACAGAUCAAUUACAGUGAAAUGCCACAUUUAGACAAUUUCCCACAAUCCGGAAUUCUUCAAUUUUUUAUAAACCCAGCGGACGACUAUGGGAUGGAAAGUUACAAAUUGAUUUACCACAAAGACGUCGACGAAAAAUUGCAACAAAAACUUCCCGCAAAAGUGGACAAAAUUAGAAAAGAAGCACUUGAAGAAAGUACAGUUCCUUUUAGUGCAGCAUUUAAAUUGAUUGGAACGAUUUCGGAGACUGUUUAUAUCAAUCCCGAUGAAUCUGAUCAAGUCUACGAAAAGUUGGCACUGAAAUAUUCCGUAGAUAAAAACAAUUUGAGCUUUGAAAUGAGUUGCGACGAUAGAAUGACAAAAUUGUUAUCGCAUUAUGGUGGAAAUCCAAGUAUCCUCCAGUGCGACCCAAGAGAGGGCGAAAACAAGAAGAAAACUGUCCCACUUCUUGAGCUCGAUAGUGUUAGUUAUAGUAAAGAUGAAGAACGAGCAAAAGAAUCCAAAGAUGAGACAUUUAAGAUAUGUUGGGGUGAUGUAGGAAUUGGGAUGUUCUUUAUUGAACCCGAUAAGCUUAAGAACCUUGACUUUAGUGAUACACUAUACUCCUAUGAUUCGUGUUAG
This is a messenger RNA of Entamoeba invadens IP1, 885 nucleotides long. RefSeq lists its product as hypothetical. The record is from RefSeq and is a predicted model, not a curated record. The transcript has a single exon. NCBI's taxonomy places the organism in Eukaryota, Evosea, Mastigamoebida, Endamoebidae. Bases 1 to 885 code for a protein of 294 amino acids.